ACCUCAACGCAAACCACAUUAAAUCGAACAAACCAAAACUAUAAUACUAAAAUAUUUAAAUUUUUCAACAUUUUCAUUAUAUAUUAUCCAAAAAUACAAUGCAGAGAAAAGCUAAACCUACAUUGAAAUAUAAGAUUCCCAUUAACUGGAUGUUUGAUAUGAAUCUUCGGGUCAAAAGCGAGUUUAAGCUGUACAACUUAAUGCCAGGGAAUGGCUUCCGAUGUCGACUAUUGCGUCGCUGUCACGGGAAGGAGAUUUCUGGAUAUAUAGUAUUCACCCAUGGCGCAAGUCGAGCUUUUGGGGUAAUGAUUGGGCAGCGAAAACAUAUAAGCGAGAUGAAGGACUGGCUGUUGAGUUCUUGCAUUCCAGAACCCUUUACCAAGCGUAUCAAAUUCUCAUCCUUCAAGAUAAACUUCAAUCCGAACCGAGAAAGUUUUCAUGUAAAAUAUACUCUUCCGAAGAACGCUAAAUUCCUGGGCGAUAUGGAUGAUAAUUACUUUCGCGACAAAAAGUGCAUGGGAAAACCAAAGAAACGAAGAUGCAAAGAACUCGGUGAAUAUGCCGAUUUCUAUAGUCCAGAAUUCUUUGCCAAGUCAAAACCUCAGCCGGAAAACUUUGAUAAUGCAAGCACAACAGUCAACACUGAUGCCACCUAGGCAUUUCUCGCAGUGUAGAUGCGACUCGUGCUGGCCAUUGUUCAACACUAUUUGCGCUACUCAAUCUCUUAAUUAAAUAUGCGACUAACUGGCAGCUCGAAGGCACUCGAAGAGUGGCCCAGACAUCGUCGUUUAGUGUCGAAAUUGUGCAA
Drosophila subpulchrella is the source of this 808-nucleotide messenger RNA. RefSeq lists its product as uncharacterized. Lineage: Eukaryota; Metazoa; Arthropoda; Insecta; Diptera; Drosophilidae. The coding region runs from base 99 to 656 and encodes 185 amino acids. The transcript has a single exon. The record is from RefSeq and is a predicted model, not a curated record.